GGACCCAGCAUCCCGGGAUCGAGAAGCCGGAUUAGUAUGUGAUCGGGGCGCUGAUCGGAGGGCGCGAGGCGGGGGUGUCGUGGAGGGGUUCUGGAUGUGGAGCCAGCGCUCGUGCGUCUGACCACGAGUUCGUGUUUGUUUACGAAAUUAAAAAGCGGUAAAAUAAAUAAAUAAACAAAUAAAGAAAAUGUCGGCUCUGUUCUGGUUCUGGCUCCCGGACCCGAGGAUCGAGGCUGGAGGCGGACUGAAGCUCCGGAGCGCCUGAACGCAGCACCGACAAGCGCGCGCUGCUCCGAAUCGGUUUUCUCUCUAAUCACCGCGUCGUCGUUCACCUGCGCUCACCUGAGAGGACACAUGUCUCAGAUGCACCAUGCGACUCUGGACCACCACCACCACCAGCAACAACAGCAGCAGCAGCAGCAGCAGCAGCCGGGUCAGUACAACCAGAUCUGCACCCGCACCAGCAGCUGCGGGUCCCCGGCCCCCGCAGAGGGCAGCGAGCCGCCGUCCUGCCCGGCCCACAGGAGCCGGAACCCCCGGAGGAAGUGGCAGGUGUUCCCGGGGAGGAACCGCUUCUACUGCGGCGGGAGGAUCAUGAUGGCGAGGCAGACCGGGGUCUUCUACCUGACCCUGGUCCUCAUCCUGCUCACCAGCGGCCUCUUCUUCACCUUCGACUGUCCCUUCCUGGCGUCCAACCUGACCCCGGCCAUCCCAGCAGUAGGCGGUAUCCUCUUUGUCUUCGUCAUGGGGAUGCUGUUCAGGGCGAGUUUCAGUGACCCCGGCGUUCUACCCCGAGCCACACCAGACGAGGCCGCCGACCUGGAGAGGCAGAUUGACUCGGCGGGCUGCUCCAGACCUCCGCCUCGCACCAGAGAGGUCCUCAUCAACGGACAGACUGUCAAACUAAAAUAUUGCUUCACCUGCAAAAUCUUCAGGCCGCCUCGAGCGUCACACUGCAGCCUGUGUGACAACUGUGUGGAGCGUUUCGACCAUCACUGUCCUUGGGUGGGGAACUGCGUUGGACGGAGGAACUAUCGUUUCUUCUACCUGUUCAUCCUCUCCCUCUCCUUCCUCACCAUCUUCAUCUUUGCCUUCGUCAUCACACAUGUCAUCCUCAGAUCAAACCGGACAGGUUUCCUGAGCGCACUCAAAGACAGCCCUGCCAGCGUCCUGGAGGUGGUGGUGUGUUUCUUCUCUGUCUGGUCCAUUGUCGGCCUGUCGGGCUUCCACACCUACCUGAUCAGCUCCAACCAGACCACCAAUGAGGACAUUAAAGGGUCCUGGUCCACCAAGCGAGGGAAGGACAACUACAACCCCUACAGCUAUGGAAACAUCCUGACCAACUGCUGUGCUGCCCUGUGUGGACCUCUGCCGCCCAGUCUGAUUGACAGGAGGGGUCUGAUUCAGUGUGACACACCACACACCGUCUCCCAGUCUAACGGGACCAGCAGCAACAGCUACGCCUCCACUCAGCUCCACAGUCACAUGUGCGAUCAGGAUCAGUGUAUCCAGAGCACCAAGUUCGUCCUGCAGGCUGCAGCCACCCCUCUGCUGCACAGCGACCCCGUGGUUCUGGCCCCUCUGCCUGGGAAGACCACCACGCUGGGGGGCCCCUGCGCCUACCUGGCCCCCACCCAGCCGUCCCUGCCAUCCUGCGGCGGAGACGUCCUGACUCUAAGGGACGCCGCUGUCGACUCCCACUGCCACCACCACCUCCACCAUCAUCACCACCAUCACCACCACCACUUUGUCAGCCCAGAGGAGACGCCCUGCACCACUCCGCAGGGUGCCCUGCCCUGCCCUGCCCACCUGCACCUGCACCCCCAACCCCACCCACCUGUCCCCUCCCCCGCCACCCUGUACGACCCCGCCAGUCAGGACGCUCUGCACGAGGACUCGGUCAGAGGGCUGGUGAAGCUCAGCUCCGUCUGAUAAGCCAUUUCUUUCAUUCGACUGACCCGUGUGACUUCAAUGUGACCCUUUAAUUUUGAUAGUUUUUCAUACAUCUGACUUUAUGUCCAUCUUCACUUUGUGAAAAAAAAAUCCCAGGAAUUAAAAAAAUAAAGUCAUUAUAUUGUAAAAAAAUAAAUAAAUGACUGAGUAGCACGAAUGUUGUGUGGAUGAUAAAAAAAAAAAAGAAAAAGAAAUGGAAACAGCAUCAGUGAAUAAAUGAUGACGCACAUGAAGCCUGAGACUUAAACGUACUCUGAAGCUUCCAGUGAAGAGACAAAUACAUCAAAUAUGCUUUUUCUUUUAACCAUUUUCUGGAAAUCCAGGUAACAUCUGAGUUUUGUUUAGAUUAAAACUUCAUGUGUCAA
Stegastes partitus (bicolor damselfish) is the source of this 2318-nucleotide messenger RNA. RefSeq names its product zinc finger DHHC-type palmitoyltransferase 14. The transcript is spliced from 9 exons. Gene Ontology annotation, biological process: peptidyl-L-cysteine S-palmitoylation; protein targeting to membrane. The record is from RefSeq and is a predicted model, not a curated record. Gene Ontology annotation, cellular component: Golgi apparatus; endoplasmic reticulum. NCBI's taxonomy places the organism in Eukaryota, Metazoa, Chordata, Actinopteri, Pomacentridae. Bases 355 to 1932 code for a protein of 525 amino acids. Gene Ontology annotation, molecular function: protein-cysteine S-palmitoyltransferase activity.